This is a messenger RNA of Triticum turgidum subsp. durum (durum wheat), 1470 nucleotides long. The record is from the annotation of a GenBank genome assembly. NCBI's taxonomy places the organism in Eukaryota, Viridiplantae, Streptophyta, Magnoliopsida, Poales, Poaceae.
AUGGAGAACAGUUUCGAGAAAAAUAACAUGCUGAAAGAAUUCUACAUUCCGACCUAUAUCUUCAUGCCAGAGUCCUCGGUGGAGCAAGUUUCUCACAUACCCAGCUGUCCAGUUAUUGUUUUUAUCAACACCCGAAGUGGCGGGCAACUUGGACAUAAUUUACUUGUCACAUAUCGCAAGCUUCUCAAUCAUGCUCAGGUGUUUGAUCUACUUGAUGAAACUCCAGACAAAGUCUUACACAAACUAUACAGCAACGUGGAAAGGCUCAAGCGUGAUGGGGAUACUCUUGCUUCUGAAAUCCUUAGGAGAUUGAGGCUAAUAGUUGCUGGAGGCGAUGGAACAGCCGGUUGGUUGCUUGGAGUUGUAUCUGAUCUCAAGCUAGUUCAUCCACCUCCCGUCGCUACAGUUCCCCUUGGAACUGGAAAUAACCUGCCAUAUUCUUUUGGAUGGGGCAAGAGAAAUCCUGGCACAGAUCGUGAAUCUGUCAUAUCCUUCCUAAAGUUGGUAAAAGAAGCAAGAGAGAUAAACAUUGAUAGCUGGCAUACUGUUAUGAGAAUGAAAUGCCCAAAACGUUCUCCUUGCGAUCCAAUUGCUCCUUCUGAUUUGCCGCAUUCUCUGCAUGCAUUUCACCGUGUGCCAAAGACAGAUCCAGAAGAUAUGGAAUAUUCUUACACAUAUCGUGGAGGGUUUUGGAAUUAUUUCAGUAUGGGAAUGGAUGCACAAGUGUCUUAUGCAUUUCAUUCUCAGAGGAAAUUGCACCCAGAGAAAUUCAAGAAUCAGUUGUCUAAUCAGAAACAGUAUUUGAAGCUGGCAUGCACACAAGGAUGGUUCUGUGCCUCUUUAAGCCAUCCAAUGUCACGGAAUAUUGCUCACCUUGCAAAGGUAAAGAUAAUGAAGAAAUCUGGAAAAUGGGAAACCUUGGAAAUUCCACAGAGUAUCAGGUCCAUUGUCUGUCUCAAUUUACCCAGCUUCUCUGGUGGACUGAAUCCCUGGGGAACACCAAGUAAGAGGAAGCAAAGAAAAAGAGACUUGGUACUGCCUCCACUUGUGGAUGAUGGCCUUCUGGAGAUUGUGGGUUUCAAAGAUGCUUGGCAUGGCCUUGUUUUGUUAUCUCCGAAAGGCCAUGGCACUCGUCUUGCUCAGGCCCAUCGUGUCCGAUUCAAAUUUCACCGGGGUGCAACUGACCAUGCCUACAUGAGAAUCGACGGUGAGCCCUGGAAGCAGCCUCUUCCACAGGAGGAUGACGGCAAGGUGGUCGUGGAGAUAUCCCACGCUGGGCAGGUCAAGAUGCUCGCGACCAAAGACUGUAUAGCUAAAGGCAUCAAUGACUCCCCUGGUAUGGCAACAGCCUGCACAGAUUCCAGCUCCAGCGAUGACUCGGACGAUGACUUCACAGAGGAGCGGAGGAACUUCGGCGCCGCCUUGUCGUUCCGGUACAUGAAUGAUGUGAAAAAAACAGUAGAAGCUUGA